AUGGUGGACUCGGAUGCGAGUUCAGGCUCCAGCAGUAGCUCAAGCUCUGACUCAGUGCUCAUCCGCGUGCCACUUGAUCAAAAUCGACGCAAAAAACUGCGCGCGCAGCUUCAAGAAGAUCAGCGGCGUCAACUUGAACGGCAGUUAUCAGCUGUUGAUGCUACGAGCUUCAAGACGCUUAAAUCUGACCCUGAAAGCGAUCGCAGCAAGGGAGAGCAUAUUUGCGUCGUUUGUGAGCGCGAAGGUGAUGACCUGGUGAUUUGUACUGGUCCUUGUAUCUCUGCAUUUCACGUCAGCUGUCUACCACCCGAUUAUAAUGUCAGAGGUAUUGCACACGGAGUGUGGCUUUGUCCCAGUUGCAAGAGCAAGACCCACGCGUGUUUUCACUGCAAACAAACGGGUGUUGAGACGCUGAAAGACGAGGCUCCAGCCUCGUCAAGCUCGGAUAUUGUUAAGAAACCGGUGCGAAAGUGUCGUGCGCUUUCAUGUGGCAAAUUUUACCAUCAACAUUGCAUUACCCAAUUCCCAUUGGCCAGAAUUGCCAUUAAUACGCAUUUUAUCUGUCCACUGCACACAUGUGCGGGAUGUAAUCAAUCAGGUGCACAACAGGAAGCAAUUUCGCCGAAGCUCAUUAUUUGUCCAAAACAUGGGAAUACACGACUUAGGAAAGAAGACAGACAGGAACGAAAGAGUGAAACUUUGACACAAAUGAGUAUGCUGCAAGCUCAGGACGAGAAUGAAGAUGAAGCAGUAAGUGAAGCAUCCGCGGUGAGUUUAAUUAGCGGAAAGAAGAAAAAGGAAAAGAAGGAAAAACGAGACAAAAAGAAAAAGAAGAAGAAAAAGAAGAAAGACAAACACAAAAGAGAAAGUUUAGCUUCACAAGCAGAUAAUGAACACGACGAAAAGCAUGGAAAGAAAAGAAAGCGAAGUAAGAAAGAUUUACUGGAGGCAGAUGAUAGCAGCCCAUUGAUACCGUCCACCCGUCACUUAGAAUCAGUGAUAGUCGUAACAGAUCCCGAAACAACGCACGCUCCAGCAGUCAUUGAAAGUCCAGCAACUGCUACUAAGCGAAUCCAAGAGCGACUGGAAGAGGCUUUGGGUAAGAGUGAUGAUGAAGAGUCUGACGUGUCGACGGACAGUCGUCUGGAAGGUAUGAGACGUCUCGAUAGGCUUGAAAGUGAAAUUGCAUCAGAUACCAAGAUUUUUGUACGUGAAACGAGCUCAAAUGAAGAGAUAGCGCGACAAACUCGACCGCUGUCGAUAGACGAAGUUAAGGAUUCGAUUAAUUCUCCUAUACCUCCUUCUUCAGCGCCUGCGAGUCCGUCAGGUGACCACAUUUUUCUUGAAGUCCAAUCGUCUGCAGAAGAAGAUACGGCUGAUUCAAAAAGUGUACAAAAGAUGGAGCAUAAGGCUGACGAUGCGAGCAUAAAUCGUGAUGAGAAAAUGCCUAUCAGCGAAGACACUUCAAGUCUGGUAACUCCGAAGUCGCCGUCUAUAAACGCGUCGGAUUUACCCACAUCGAAUAGUUUAGCAGGCACUCUGAGACUGAAACACGUCUCGAACGAAAAAGAAAUUGAUGAUGAGGAAGGCACAGGAUCAAUAACACCUAGUGCUGAUACGACACCGCGAACCCCUAGGUACUGCCGAGGAUAUGGAAAAAAAAGACGAAAGAAUAAAGCUAAACGAGAAGCACAACGCGGAACGAAACGAGGCGUGAGUGAAGAAGACGAUGAAGAAGUAAAUGAGGCUAAGUGGGUUCAAUGUGAUAGCUGCAAAAAGUGGCGAACAGUGCCGAAAGAUAUUAAUUUGGAUGCGAUGCCCAAGCACUGGUACUGCAACAUGAACACGUGGGACGAACGAUUCGCUUCGUGUGAUAUUGCAGAGGAAGUUUUAAAGGCGAACCCGUCUCCAAGCAGAGGUAAACGGAGGAACAAGCUUAAGAUGAAGUCGAAGUCCACAGCGUCCAGCACAGGAGAUGAUGGUGGGUAUUCAUCGUGUGAGUCAGGUCCACUUAGACGACCAGGAGGAUUAUUAAAAGACCUUGCGGCAGGCGUGACAAUGUCAGAAGAAAGAGAUAUUAAUGCGAGGUCGAAAUUCAAGGAAAAGGGAAAAAAGAAACGCAAGAUGACGAAACAACUCAAGGAAAAGUAUCGCGAGGUGAAGUGGGUUCAGUGCGAAAGCACUCAAUGUGGAAAAUGGCGCGUUGUACCAGCUUCAAUCAACUUUGAUCGUUUACCAGCAGUAUGGUAUUGUCACCUAAAUACGUGGACUCCGGAGUUGGCGAAAUGCAGCGCACCAAACCCGCCAGAAGUUGACACUUUUUGGCUGAAACAAACCAAGAAGAAGGAUCGCCCUACUAAGAAUACUAGAACUUCCUCGACCUCCGCAGACCUUACACCAACAGUAUCAGUGUCAACCAUAGCAAGCACUGGCAUGACGCCGGUAUCUUCAGCUACGGGCCUUGCAAGUUUGGGAAAAUGGAAUAUGACCAAGCAUGGUAAAAACUCUAAGUCGACAAUGGUUGCAGCAGGGAAUGAAAUACCAAUCAAUAGUGGCGUGGAAACUAUCAACAGUCAUCCUAUGAGUGGCGAUAGCAGCACUGCUUUUCACGCUAUGAAAGGAAAGGGAGGACGUGCGCUAAACACUACUAGUGGCGUGAAAAAGACGGUCCUAGAGUGGGCGCAAUGUGAAAAGUGCAACAAGUGGCGCAAGCUGCCACAACACAUCAAGUCAUCCACGUUGCCCGAUAAAUGGUACUGCUCGAUGAACCAUUGGGACCCGUCACACGCUAAAUGCAGUAUUCCAGAGGAAGUGGAUCAAGAGCCAUUGCCAUUGCCACCGCAUCCUGGAUCCCAGUGGCACAAAGGAGGACAUAAAGGUCAGCGUACGAGGCGAGGCAGAUUGAGUUACUCAGAGUUACUAUACGGUAGUACUGGGCAGCUGCGAAAAGCGUAUACUCGCGAAUCUUCGACUUUAUCGUUUGAGUACGAAGGUAGGAUGUAUUAUCGUGAUGACCAAUACAAAAACAGCAGUAUGUACGUGUCUCCAGCAGCAGUGGCGGCCGCUGCCACGAUGGCAGGAUGGAGUGGCAGUGAUCGAAUUAUACAAGAGACAAGCUGUACAAAAGACGGCAAAGUAAAUGCGCUUGCAGCUGCUACUCAUCCUCAAGCAACUGUCGAUCAGAUUGCUGCCUUAGUACUAGAAAGCAUGGAUUUGCGCUGCCACCGGAGUGUCUCUGAGCUUUAUACUGCUCUUAAUUCAUCCCAACGAAGACUCGAGACGGCUGCAACAGGCCUGACAUCAUUAGCUAUGGUCACAGCUGCUUUGGGUCAAUUAGAGCACCGUGGCUUGGUGGAAAAAGUGGAUGAGCUCACGGACGAAGAUGACGACCCUGAGUCACAAAAGCGGAGAAGGCUGGAUGCGCUCCAUUAUAGCGCAUUCUCUAUACCCAUUCGCUAUCGGAAGCGUGGCCUUCGAGUGGAUCUCGCCAAGGUCAGGGCCAAUAUGGGCUGGCAGGUUCGAAAAGGCCAGAAAGACUCGCGAAAGUGGCUUGGCCUGCCAACUACUUGCAAAAGUAUAGCACAAAUUUUGCAGACAUUGCCAUUGUCGAAUCUCCUUGAGAAGGAUAACGCUUGA
Messenger RNA from Plasmopara halstedii, 3636 nucleotides. Its product is annotated as Transcription factor NSD1 and related SET domain proteins. Gene Ontology annotation, molecular function: zinc ion binding. Gene Ontology annotation, cellular component: nucleus. Bases 1 to 3636 code for a protein of 1211 amino acids. The record is from RefSeq and is a predicted model, not a curated record. Lineage: Eukaryota; Oomycota; Peronosporomycetes; Peronosporales; Peronosporaceae. The transcript has 4 exons.